Cataglyphis hispanica is the source of this 1545-nucleotide messenger RNA. RefSeq names its product putative inorganic phosphate cotransporter. Bases 48 to 1541 code for a protein of 497 amino acids. NCBI's taxonomy places the organism in Eukaryota, Metazoa, Arthropoda, Insecta, Hymenoptera, Formicidae. Gene Ontology annotation, molecular function: transmembrane transporter activity. Gene Ontology annotation, cellular component: plasma membrane. Gene Ontology annotation, biological process: transmembrane transport; monoatomic anion transport. The transcript is spliced from 7 exons. The record is from RefSeq and is a predicted model, not a curated record.
UCUGUAAUUUGUUCGCGUUUCUGCUCCUCGACGAGAAAUUCACCGUAAUGACGUCUGCGCGAAAGAAAAGAGUCUCCAUCAUUUCCCUCUCGGAGAAGAUGAAGAAUUCACCGAAUAAACCUAAUGCACGAUACGGAUGCAGACAUACGCAGGUGGUGCUCAUGUGCUUGGGCUUCUUUUGCUGCUACGCCGUCCGGGUGACGACCUCAGUGACCCUGGAGGCGAUGACCAAUGCGGCUAGCGCUAAUCCCGAUUUCGAGGAGUUUGACUGGAGCGAAUCGGCCAAGCACAUAAUCCUCAGUUCCUUCUUCUGGGGCUACACCUGCACGCAAAUACCCGCCAGCAUCCUUGCCCAACGAUGGAGCGCCCAGAAACUGUUCUCGGUUACCCUUAUCAUCUCUGGUCUGCUGACCCUCGGCACCCCCUUCGCCGCUCAUUACAGUGGUUGGCAGGCGGUGAUCGCGGCCAGGAUGAUCUGCGGCCUCGCCCAGGGUGCCACUCUACCGUCUCUUCACACCCUAUUGUCCAAGUGGUCGCCACUCGAGGAGCGCGGUAGACUCGCAACUUUUGUUUAUUCCGGUGGCUGGAUCGGAAAUGUAAUAUGUCUACUGAGUACCGGCUUUCUCGCGGCAUCACCAAUUGGCUGGCCCAGCUGUUUUUACGUUUGGGGAAGCUUAAGCAUGCUGUGUGGCAUCGGUUUCUUCUUAUUUGGGAAGGAUUCACCUUCUGAACAUCCCAGCAUACCUUUUGAUGAAAAGGAGUAUAUCGAGAUGAGUCUGGGAGUAACAGAGAUAGAUGAGAAACCUUCCACUCCAUGGCUAUCCGUAUUAAAGAGUCCACCGGUUUGGGCACUAUUGGCGACGCAAUGCGCGCAAUCCUGGGGAUUCUGGAUGUUGCUGACGGAAAUCCCAUCCUACAUGGCUUCGAUCAUGCGUUUCAACAUCAAGAAAAAUGGUUUGAUGACCUCGUUACCGUACUUGACGGCGUGGAUCGUCAGUUUCCCGAUCAGUUACGUAUCCGAUCUCUGCAUCCGAAAGAACAUUGUGACGACGCAAAUGUCACGGAAGAUCUGCAACACGAUCGGCCAGUGGACGCCAGCGAUCGCGCUGAUCGGACUGGGUUACACGAAGCAGGACCAACCGGACUUAGCCGUCAGCAUCCUCGUCAUAGCCGUGUCCAGCAAUAUCGCCACUUUCUGUGGCCACAAUGUCAAUCAUAUGGAUCUCAGCCCGAACUUUGCCGGCACGCUUAUGGGACUCACGAAUGCCAUCGCGUCCGUUUGUAGCAUCCUCGCGCCGCUGAUCGCCGGUGUGAUCGUCGAGGAUCCGACAAAUAUUUUGCAAUGGCGAACUGUGUUCUUCCUGUCAGCUGGGAUAUAUACGGUAGGCAAUUUAAUCUUCAUCAUAUUCGGUACCAGCAAGGUACAAAAGUGGAAUGACGAUAUUAAAAGCAGACAAGAUAACAUCGUGCAUAAAAUAUCGAUGACACCGGUAACUGUGACGACGAUACAGGAGCAGAAAGACAUCGAAAAGGUUCCAUGACAAU